Molecule: messenger RNA, 5399 nt
Organism: Gopherus flavomarginatus (Mexican gopher tortoise)
Lineage: Eukaryota; Metazoa; Chordata; Testudines; Testudinidae
Product: carbonic anhydrase 3-like
Exons: 9
Coding region: 3351-4421 (356 amino acids)
Cellular component (GO): cytoplasm
Molecular function (GO): zinc ion binding; carbonate dehydratase activity
Source: RefSeq, a predicted model, not a curated record
UUUUAAAAGCCAGACCUUUUUAUUUGUAAAAAUGUUGGCUAAAGAUAUCUGCCACAUUAAACCUCCCCAGCCAAACUCUGCCUUUGAAUUCAGUGGGAGCAGCGGGGUGCUGCUCACUUUUGUAAAUCCAGGCCACUUUUCAGGUGCCUAAAUAUGGAUUAGGAAACCAACUUCAGGCAUUCAGUUUUAAAAUGUUGUUCUUGGUACUUUUGGGUUAUGUGAAAUAAAUAAUACAAGCAGUUCUAAUAUUUUGAUGUGUUAAUUAUAAUGUUAAAUACUGGCUUAAUAUUAUUCACAACAAUAUUCUUCUUAAUAAUUAUUCAGGUCCAGAGGUAUCCUUCCCUAGAGCCACUUUUGCAGGGAUUUUCUGAAAGAAAAUCUGUGCCAUAAAUGUUUGUUAAUGACAACCGAGAUAUUUCUCUGAAGCUUUAAUCUAGUCAUUAUGGUCACAAUUCAGCAUCAUAUCCCUAUUCAGGACAGCACUUAAUCAAAUGUUGGCUUGAAUCAGGAUGGAUUUUAAGUGCUUUCCUGAAUAGGGGCCUAUAGUGUCAAUGCACCAUUUAUCAAGUGGUUUCAGAUCCAGUAAGAGUGACACUCUUUUUUCAGUAAUUAAAUGUUUGGGCCUGAUCCUGCUUUCCUUACUCAGGCUAAAGCAGUUGAAUUUUGCUUAAAUAAAAUUUGCAGGAUCUGGCUCUUAAAUGCUUAGCAGUAGAAUUUCAUAUAUUAAAAACUAGAAUUUCAUAAUACCACAAUAUACUUAAAUAGUUGUGCAGUUUUUUUGCCAGCUUUUAUUAAGCAUGAAAAAUCAAGGUAACUAUUGCUACAUAAAAUAAGGUUCAACAUAACAUAUUUAAGCAUUGCCUUGUCAUCCUGAGUUGCAAAAAUAUGAACCUGUUUACAUUUUUCUGUUACUGCUGCAAACCGUUCUUGGUAGUAAACUGCUGAUAUCAGAAUCAUGCAGAUGUCCACAGCUGAGGUCAGGCACGUAAGGUAUUGCUGUGUUAUUUUCAUUUCAUAGCCUGCAGAACUUGUCACAUUGAUUCCAAGAUUGACUAUGUUGUAUAUUCUAAUGUGAAAAUCAAUAUAUUUUGAGAAUAAUGGAAGAAAUGAAAAAAAUUCAGUUACACGAUAGCUAUAGCAUAUGAUCUUGAAAACUGUAUACCACAGUCAGUCAGAUUCACAGAGCAAUGACUUCCAUUUCACACUCACUCUUCCUCUGGUCCCUAUCACCUGUAUGCCAAUGAGAAUUAAGUAUAUGGAGAGCUCUGUAGAAUCAUAGAAGAUUAGGGUUGGAAGAGACCUCAGGAGGUCAUUUAGACCAACCUCUGGCUCAAAGUAGGACCAACUCCAACUAAAUCAUCACAGCCAGGGCUUUGUCAAGCCAGACCUUAAAAACCUCUGAAAAUGGAGAUUCCACCAUUUCCCUAGGCAGGGCCAUCCCAAGGGGGAUGUGGGGCCCAGGGUUGAAGUGAUGCAUUCGUCUUUUCUGGGACCAACUGUGCUGGCCAAUGGGGCCAAGAGUGGUUGCCCCUAUUCACCGUACCCAAAGGACAGCUCUGUUCAUAAGUAACCCAUUCCAGUGCUUCAGCACCCUCCUAGUGAAAUAAUUUUUCCUAAUAUCCAACCUAGACCUCCACCACUGCAACUUGAGACCAUUGCUCCUUGUUCUGUCUUCUGCCACCACUGAGAACAGCCAAGCUCCAUCCUCCUUGGACCCUCUGUUCAGGUAGUUGAAGGCUGCGAUCAAAUCCCCCCUCACUCUUCUCAUCUGCAGCCUGAAUAAGCCCUGUUCCCUCAGCCUUUCCUCAUAAGUCAUGUGCCCCAGCCACCUAAUAAUUUUCGUUGCCCUCCACUGGACACUCUCCAAUUUGUCCACAUCCUUUCUGUAGUGUGGGGCCCAAAACUGGACACAGUACUCCAGAUGUGGCCUCACCAGUGCUGAAUAGAGGGGAAUAAUCACUUCCCUUGAUCUGCUGGCUAUGCUCCUACUAAUGCAGCCCAAUAAGCCGUUAGCCUUCUUGGCAACAAGGGCACACUGUUGACUCAUAUCCAGAUUCUUGUCUGCAAAACUGCCAUUUAGCCAGUUGGUCCCCAACCUGUAGCAGUGCAUAUAGCAAAGCCACUGUAACCAAAGGCUGAAAACAAGAGCUUCGCUAAUAACCUGCUAGGCCGUUGAAAAAGCAGACAGCCAAUUGUAUAGUAUUCUCCCAUAGGGAGUUCUGAAACCCAUUUUGAUCUAUCAGUUUCUAUGUAUGUAUCAAUGAAAUUGUUCCUCUGCUCCAACAGGACAUCAGGAUAAGAAUAUAAGAUAGUAAGAAAUGAAAUAAUUAAGAACAGGAGAGAUUUGGGUGAAAUUAUUUGUAAUUCUUUAAUAGAUAAAGAAAAAAAUUAUUAGGAGUAAGAGCAAAAAGAAAUAUAAAUCUUACCCUAAUUGACAAGUACGGGGGAAAUACAACCUGGAAAAGCAUGUUAAGGUAUCUUUUACUAUUUCAGAUAAUUAACGACAAUUUUCUGGCUAUGAAAAACAUUCUUUCUGUGCUAGGUGAGCAUGGCAGAGACUCAGUAAAAAGAUCUCCUUAGUGGAGCAGCCAAUUUUCAGAGGUAUGAUCUUUCCGUGUCUCAUCUGCCAACCUUUGAAGUAAUCCUAGAACACCCAUUUAGUGCCAUGGGCCAUUCAUGACUGACAGGACAACUGGUUGUCUGUUGAAAUCCAAAACAACUGGUUCAUAUUCCCCCAAUUGGUUCACGCCCUUUUACACCCUCUCAGUGAACUUCAAAACUUAACUCUAACUCUAGCAGUGUUGUCAACCCUUGAGAUUUUAUCACGAAACUUGUGAUAUUUGGUGUUCAUAUUAACCUCCUCCCGACUACCUAGUUGCUGGGAUUUUUUUAAAAAAAGUAAAUUUCUAGCCCUUAUGGCUACAGAAAAAACCUUUAAAAUUUGAAACAAGUGCACACUAAAGUCUCAGAAACCAGAAAGCGAAUAAUCUCCCCCCCCUUUAUUAUUUUAAAAGAAACUAAUGAUUUUUAAGCCAACCUCAUGAUUUUGGGGAGAUCUCAUUUGAUUUUUUAACUCUUGAGAUUGGCAAUACUGACCUGCAGCCAAAAUGUCUACAAACUGUAUUUGAUUUAAAUCAAAGCCACAGUAAUUGUGGAGAUGUUGUUAAAGAAUUGUUUAAAGACAGUGACUGGUAAUAAAUUGUUGCUUUUAAUUUUAUCAGGUUUUCCUGUUUGUGUAUUUGUUGGUGAUUUUUAGUUAGCUAAAGUCCACAUACAAAUGCUGGAUAACAAACAAUGGAGGAUACUUUCUGAUAGGUUAUUCACACCACCAUGUUCUCUUAGGAAAAUCUAUGGCAAAGGAUCUACAAAAAGUAAUGACAAAUGAAGCUUUUUUGCAGACAGAUGCACCACCUUGGAACACAGAUAACGAAGGUCUAGAAUGUGGAUCUGCCACAAGCCAUGUCAGUGUACUUGGCGUUGCAGACAUCAUUGGAGAGACAUCUUCCCUGCCCCCAAGGAGCUUCCAAUCUAAACAAACAAACAACUGCCAUUGUGAACAAAGGCCUCCAGACGUGAGCAAUUCAAGUUAUGAAAAGAUGCCAACAACUUCAAAAAUCAUCCCUAAAGACUGUGUCACUGAUUUUGGCAAGGACAAAUUUCACAUUGACGGACCUGAGCAUUGGCACAAACAUUACCCUAUUGCCAAAGGAGACCAUCAGUCACCUAUUGAAAUCAAUUCCAAAGAGGUCCAGCAUGACCCCUCUUUACUGCCUUGGUUUGUUGGUUAUGAUCCUGGUGCAGCGAAGACCAUACUGAACAAUGGGAGAACCUGCAGAGUUGUGUUUGAUGACACUUUUGAUAGAUCAGUGGUGCGAGGUGGACCACUCCAAGGAACUUACAGGCUGCGUCAGUUUCACUUUCAUUGGGGUUCCUCUGAUGACCAUGGCUCUGAGCACGUUGUAGAUGGAGUGAAAUAUGCAGCAGAGCUUCACUUGGUACACUGGAAUCCGAAAUACAGUAAUUUUGCUGAAGCUUUGAAACAACCUGAUGGUGUGGCUGUUGUGGGCAUUUUUCUGAAAGUAGGAAAAACUCCCAAACCAGAGAUGAAGAGAAUUCUUGAAGUAAUAGAUAAUAUUAAGACAAAGGGGAAAGAGGCUCCUUUUCAAAACUUUGAUCCAUCAAUUCUUUUCCCUAAAUCUCGGGACUAUUGGACCUACCAUGGCUCCUUCACUACACCUCCUUGUGAAGAGUGCAUUACCUGGAUUCUUCUGAGGGAGCCUAUUGAAGUCAGCCCAGACCAGAUGGCAAAGCUCCGUAGCCUUUCCAUCAAUGCUGAGACAGAACCUGCUCGCCCCAUGGUGGAUAACUGGCGCCCUCCUCAGCCUCUGAAGGGAAGGGUGGUGAAAGCUUCUUUCCAAUAAAAUCUGUACUAAAAUCGGGUGUCUUCAAGUGAGGAAAUUCCUACAUCCCAAAGCCUAGUUAGCUUUGUGCUCUCUACUGCUCUUCCUCUGGAGGCAGAUCUGUGUUUCUGAUUCUGAAAUGCUGAGUAGUGAAAUGUCGUGGAUCAAUUAAUCUAAUGCUGAGAGGUCAAAAAUUACUCGAGGCAAACUCUAACCUUAACAUGAAAAUGUGGAAUCUGUGUUUGGAUCUCAAUAACAACCAUGUUAGCUUUAGCAGCAGUAUUUUUAUGGAUAUUUCUAAGGGAAAAAAAUGUAUAAUUACUAAUGGCUAGAAAAGGCAUUUUCCCACUAUCCUUAUGUUCUUCAGUGCUCACCUUUUUCAAGACCAUAGAGGUUUCCAACUAAAAGAAACAAUGUCAUCUGAAUUUAAAAUGGGCAAUAUGGGUCAAAUUCUGUUAUUGAUUGUACUAAUGUAAUGUUCCAGUGGGAACUCCUGUGUGUAACUGGGGGCAGAGUUUUGGCCUUUGUAUUCAGCUAGAUAAUUAAAGCAAGUUAAAAUUUUAACAAACUGAAAGGUUAACAUUGUAUAGUUUUAUUUUGAAAAUUGAAAUCAAGAUGUUUGGUCAAACUAAGAGUAUAGAAUUUAUAGGCCUUCUUGAUGGAUGAAGGUGGAUAGAUUCUGUAGAAAUCCCUUUAGCAUCCUAAGAGUUAUUUCACUUCCAUUUUUAAUACUAUAACAUUUUCCUUACAUGUCUUAAGGCCAAAUUUUGCCCUCAUGCACAUAUGUAUUUGAUCCUGAGGUCACUGACAUUUGUGUGCAAGUACCCGAGACCAGAAUUUAAUUUACUAUUAAAAGCAAUUGACUGCUAUGUUCUCUUCCUUUGCUGUUGAACAUAUCUUAUGGUUGCAAAAGCAAUGAAACAGGACUGCAUGACUGCACUUGAAGUAACAGCACCACUUCUGUCUUAGGACAACCAACACUAAUAAAUACUCUUAAAU